This is a messenger RNA of Corticium candelabrum, 968 nucleotides long. RefSeq lists its product as uncharacterized. Gene Ontology annotation, molecular function: peptidase inhibitor activity. The record is from RefSeq and is a predicted model, not a curated record. Gene Ontology annotation, cellular component: extracellular region. The coding region runs from base 22 to 831 and encodes 269 amino acids. Lineage: Eukaryota; Metazoa; Porifera; Homoscleromorpha; Homosclerophorida; Plakinidae. The transcript is spliced from 5 exons.
CAGCAACAGUUUACAAACGCAAUGUCUCGUUGUAGUCUCUUCAUUGUGUUGUUUCUUUCUGUCCUCGGAGUCGCAUCGGCUGCUUCUGGCUUUGGAGUCUCAUCGGUUGUAGUAGAGUCGCCAGUUUGUGUUGAGAUUCAAAGGAGAUGUGGCAGUAGCGCUAGAGUCGUGUGCGGAAUGAUCUCCUGCAUUGUAACGUAUCGUUGUUGCGAUGGCUAUGAUCACGAGAAUUCGUCCGAAUGCUUCAGUGUGGACAUCGAGCAAGACGUGCAGUUGGAUGUUCCACUACGCUGUGAGAACGGUGGAACAAAACUGCCGGCUUCUUUGGUGGCAAAUGAUGACCUUAAUGCUUCUUCAGAAAAGUGCAAAUGUCUACCUCAAUUUAGUGGCCGCUGCUGUCAAAAUAAAGGAAAGCCAGGUAGCUGUGGUUUACCAGAGCUCUACUCUCAUGUCUCUUCCAAAAAGCAUUGCAAAAUCGACGCGGACUGUGAAGGGAGGAAGAAAUGCUGUUACAGAGUCAACGGUCGCGUUUGUGCACACCCCGUCGCUGAAGAUCCCUGUAAACGUAUAGACUGUGAACUAGACCGGAUUUGCAGGCGAUCUAAUGAAAAUUCCCUCAUUCUUUACCGCCAUACUUCUAGCUCUUCGUUAUUUACUGAAAAACGUAUAGAUGUCGAAUGUGCUCCUUUUGUGAGACCCGGUGUGUGCCCCUCGAUUGAAGAGCAACCGUGCCUGUUUUCUGAAUCUCACUGUGAUAACGACUCGUCGUGCCGUGAUGGUUCGAAAUGCUGCUAUGAGUCAUCGUGUAUUCGUCAAUGUAUCAAAGUAUAGAAAUUAUGUGAUGCCACAUUUUGAACUUUCUAAGUUAGCUAAGAAAUUACAACAAUUGGAUUUACCUGUUGAUUGCACUCAACAGCAGACUUUAGCUGAAUAAUUGCGGUAGCAAUAGAUAUUGUUGAUUAUAGAAG